UGCUGGCUUGGCUUCCUCCUAAUUCACGGCUCAGGAACAGAGUUCGUGUGGCAAUGUGUUUUUGUCAAGAUUGUUGCCCGGGAUACGACCAAGCGGGAAAUGGGGGAGCAGGUCGACCUCGAUCAAGAGUCUAGACUGCGUGUGGUGUCGAUCCGAGAUGUUCUCGCUGACUGUCACGAGCUAAUGGAGUUGGCGACUUGAGCCCUGUCUGACACACAGAAUGUGGCUAUCUGGCUGAUCCAACUUGAGUUUAUUCAGGAGUGCCCUAACCGCGGUCGAUCCGCCCGCCCACCGGUCGCGAGUACCCCUCGCGAUGCCUCACAACAAGCCAUCCAUCGUACCCUGCUCGAACGCGCUGUCGAUCGCAACGCCGCAGAAACAUCGGUCUACGCUUAGGCAAAGAGAAAGCCCUUCCUAUCGUAACGAUCUCGUCCUUUGCGCGUGUGGCUUGCAUGCACUGCCGCCAGCUGAGUCGCGACCAAUACGAUCCCUUUUAUCGGGACGUAGGGCAUGGAACGGGUGGGAUACAUGCUGGCUUGCUGAGAAAAGGAAUAUUAUGGGUUCUGUUGCUGCCGCGGAGGGCAUUUACAGUCAGGUGCCCUCUUAUGGGGGGGUGCCUAUUGUGGCUGGUCCGGUGGCCACAACACUAGAAGCAUUACGGGGAAAGCAUUUUGUCCGGUCGGAAAUGAGGAUACAAGGUUGUAGCAGCAGCACAGCUUAUGCAGGAAGUGGGACAGGGGGAAACAGCUACGACGCCAAUGUCUCGAGCUUGAGCAUGCGAGUAUGUAAGCUGACCGGCAGGGAACUAGUGGUCGCAGGCUGCACGGGCCGGUAGUGCGCCGGGGAAUGGCAAGAGACAUCGAACUGAAAGCGAGACCCUU
Messenger RNA from Aspergillus homomorphus CBS 101889, 881 nucleotides. RefSeq lists its product as uncharacterized. NCBI's taxonomy places the organism in Eukaryota, Fungi, Ascomycota, Eurotiomycetes, Eurotiales, Aspergillaceae. The transcript has 3 exons. The coding region runs from base 314 to 835 and encodes 173 amino acids. The record is from RefSeq and is a predicted model, not a curated record.